Molecule: messenger RNA, 911 nt
Organism: Drosophila takahashii
Lineage: Eukaryota; Metazoa; Arthropoda; Insecta; Diptera; Drosophilidae
Product: probable GH family 25 lysozyme 3
Source: RefSeq, a predicted model, not a curated record
CACACACAGUCCGAGGGUCCGUCGUCCAGAAAUGAUCUACGCAAUUCUAGUGCUCUGCCUGCUGGCCAGUUCUGGUCCGGCGAUGGGCCAAAAGGUCGAGAAGGUCGUCAAGGUCGAAAAGGAGUCGGCUAACGAGCCAAAUACCCGUCUGGCCGGCAUCUAUGUGAAGGAUGGCAACGAGAACGGCCAGCUGAGGUUCCUGGCCUCCGGACUGACCAGCAGCAGCAGCAGCAGUUCCACCAACUCGGGACUCAAUUCGGCCCUCAAUCAGUACAUCACCAACAAGCAGGACAUGCUGGAGCAGCUGCGUCCCACUUCGGGCGCCACUGGCACGGGCAUAUCGACGGGCACUACUGCUGUAACGGGCACUGGCACUGGCACCAGUACUGCUGGAACUACUUCUGGUCUGGUCACGACAACAACCAAUGGAGCCAUCUAUGUGAAUCUGGGCAACUCGGGAUCAUCCUCGUCCUCCUCCUCCUCGUCGUCGUCCUCGAACAACGCGGCCAUCAAUCAGGUGAUCUAUGGAUCAUCCCCGGUCGCCGGUCUCCUGCCCCAGAUCGUCGGUCAGGCGGUCUCCAGUCGAGUGCGUCCCGGCCAAAACAACAACAGGAGGCGUGUCCCCGCCCGUAGGCGUCGGGUCAACAAGAGGCGUGGCAGCAUCAACAACAACAAUCAGCGUCGUCGUCGGCGGGGCAACAAGCGGGGCCGGAAUAAGAACAAGGCCCAGGUGAUGGUUGUGCGACCGAAUCGCGGCUAAAAAAAAAAUAAGGAAGGAAGGAGAGCCUUCUAUCCCCUAGCUAAGCUGAAUUAUUACUUUUUUUUUCGAAGCCAAGAUAUUUUUUUUUUUAUAUAAUUAUUACCAUUAGUAUGCGAGAAGGCAACUUAAUUUAUUUAUUUAAAUAAUUGAA